Molecule: messenger RNA, 1395 nt
Organism: Acanthosepion pharaonis
Lineage: Eukaryota; Metazoa; Mollusca; Cephalopoda; Sepiida; Sepiidae
Source: the annotation of a GenBank genome assembly
AUGUCUGAAGUGGACAUUUCCGACUCCCUGCCGAAUGGUGACGACGAUUCCGCCUUCCCGGAGGAGGAGGCCGCCGCCUCCGACCACCCUGGCGGGACGACGGCGGAUAGUGUCUCCUCAGCCCCUCCUGGAGUGGUGACCAACCAGGGGACCAUUCCUGCAGACCAGGUGUUUGUUGCGACAUCACAAGGCUUGCUCACAGCCGAGCAACUACAGGAGGCCGGCAUUAAGACAACGCAUAUCGUCAUCCAUGAUCAGACUUUGAAUGUCGGAACAGGGGAUGACGAUCCUACCCAAUUGAAAACUAAGCAGGACCAAGAUCAAGACGUGCAAAAGGGUUUCAAAUACCAGUGGGACGAAUCGGUACAUUGCACCAUUCUACCUGUCAGGUGUAAAAAUUCCAACGGCGAGCUUCACAAGAAUAAAUUUGGAUCAGGUGGACGAGGAAAAUGCAUCAAAAGUGCAAAUGCCUGGUACACACCCAAUGAAUUUGAGGCCUUCAGUGGUCGUGCAAGUAGCAAGGAUUGGAAAAGGAGCAUUCGAUAUGGUGGGCGUACUCUUCAGUGCUUGAUUGAAGAUGGCUUGCUACGACCACAUGCAACAUCUUGUACCUGUGCCGCAUGUUGUGAUGAUGAGUCUGUUACUGGACCCAUUCGAUUAUUUGUACCUUACAAACGUAGGAAAAGAGAUAGUGAAAGUGGUCCACCUUCCCCAACUUUGAAAAAACAGCGGCCUGGCUGUCCAAAAUCUCCAACAGUAGUGCCUUCCGGAAUGCCAAAAGAAGUGGUUGUAACUUUACCAAGUGGCCAGGCACUUAGCCGACCACUUAGUGUUAAUAAUGCAGAAAAUGGUGAAACUGUGCAUAUUGUAACAACGGAUGCACAAGGAAACUUUGUAGCUGGAGAUGCUGUUGUCAUGACAUCUCUGGCUAAUGCCUCUAAAACUUCUGUAACCAAUGUAUUAACAAUGGAUGUAUCUGAACAGAAAUAUUGGUGGCAACUUGAAGAGAUGGCCAAUACCUUAGUACAGCAAUCGCAGCAAUUAAAAAGCAUGAUUGAGCAAGCAAAACAUCAAAGCCUUGUUGCCAAGGAGACAGCGCUGCAACAGCUGAAGAUUCAGAUGGAAAAAGAAAAGCAUGAAGCAUUGAAUACUGCAAGAAUAGAAAAUCAUAUGAGUCUUCAGCGUACUCUGAUGGAAGAACGAGCUCAAAAGGAUAUUGCUGUACAAAGUGCUCUGGCCCAAGCUCGUGCCGAGAUGCAGGACAACAGUGUGACCCUUGUUUCCAGCGAUAAAGUAACUUAUGCAGUUGCUUGGACUCAUCAGAACACACAGGGUCACAUUGAUAGUAUCAUAGAUGGUGAUGUGGAAGAGGAGCUAGAUAAAGACAAAGACUGA